AUGGCUGCGAAGAAGACAAAAACCAGCAAAAGCGCCCCGGCGCCUCCUCCCACGCAGCUUGUUGCCUCUGUCGCCGCCUUUCUGACCCAGUAUGGCUUCACUGAGGCUGGUAAGGCACUUUUGAAGGAGAAGGUGACCAAGGCUGCCGAUUCGGAGAACGCGCCUGAUCUGCUGGAUCUCUUCCAGAGCUGGGAAUCCCAGAACAAGAAGGAUUCUAGUGACAGCGAUGAAAGCAGUUCGGAGAGUGAGGAUAGUUCAGACGAGUCUAGCGACGACUCCGACGUUGAGAUGGACGAUGCUCCGAAGAAUAGCAAGGCAUCUAGAGAGUCUUCGCCCGCCUCCUCGUCCGCUUCUUCAUCAAGCUCUGAUAGCGAUGCCGAUGAUGAAGAUGAAGAUGAGGACAAAUCUUCUGCCCCGGCUCCUGCUACGAAGUCGGCCGGUGUGAAACGAAAGGCGGAGUCCAGCUCAUCGGAAUCCGACUCUGAUUCUAGCUCAGAGGACGAAGCCCCCAAAGCCAAAAAGGCAAAGGUGGAAUCGGAUUCGGAUUCGGGGUCUUCAUCGGAGAGCGACUCUAGUUCUGACUCUAGCUCUGACUCCGACUCUAGUUCUGACUCUGGUUCUGACACUGAUUCCGAGUCCGACUCCGACUCUGACUCUGAUUCCGAUUCCGAUUCCGAUUCCUCCUCCGAGUCUGGAUCUGGGUCUGAUUCCUCAUCCUCUUCCUCAGAGGACUCUUCGUCCGAGUCUGAAGAUGACACCAAGAAGGCAACUCCAUCAUCCGAUUCGGGCGGAUCCGAGAGCUCGUCUGCUUCUGAUGCUUCAGAGAAAAGUGACGCCAAGCAGCAGGCCUCGCAGAACUCAUCCACCGAUACUACGGGCACUGUCCAGGAUUCGGAAUCCGACCAGCAGCAAACUACCUCGGCCUACGACAGCCCUGCCCCCGGCAAAGUCGCGCCCAAGAAGAAGCAUACCGGCGCCCGGCCGACCCCUCUGGCUGCCUUGAGCGCGCUUCCCCACGACCAUCCGUCGAACGAGUAUGUUCCGUAUGCCUACGCCGAGCGCGCCUGGAAAGAUCUCUCUGUCACCCGCGGCAAGGGCUUCACCAAGGAGAAGAACAAGAAGAAGCGCGGCUCCUACCGUGGCGGACCGAUCGACAUCAGCGGGGGCAAGAGCUUCAAGUUUGAAGACUAA
Messenger RNA from Penicilliopsis zonata CBS 506.65, 1191 nucleotides. RefSeq lists its product as hypothetical. The transcript is spliced from 2 exons. NCBI's taxonomy places the organism in Eukaryota, Fungi, Ascomycota, Eurotiomycetes, Eurotiales, Aspergillaceae. The record is from RefSeq and is a predicted model, not a curated record. Bases 1 to 1191 code for a protein of 396 amino acids.